This is a messenger RNA of Hemiscyllium ocellatum (epaulette shark), 1076 nucleotides long. Its product is annotated as chemerin-like receptor 1. Bases 1 to 987 code for a protein of 328 amino acids. NCBI's taxonomy places the organism in Eukaryota, Metazoa, Chordata, Chondrichthyes, Orectolobiformes, Hemiscylliidae. The transcript has a single exon. Gene Ontology annotation, biological process: complement receptor mediated signaling pathway; positive regulation of cytosolic calcium ion concentration; phospholipase C-activating G protein-coupled receptor signaling pathway. Gene Ontology annotation, molecular function: G protein-coupled receptor activity; complement receptor activity. The record is from RefSeq and is a predicted model, not a curated record. Gene Ontology annotation, cellular component: plasma membrane.
AUGUCGUACACUCUGAUGUCUGAUGAAGAUUAUCAGGCACUGUUGGCUUACACACCAUCCUCUUUCAUCAUUCCGGAUGAGGAUGAGGUGCCAGUGUUCCCUCUGGUAACUUCCUGCAUCAUCUGUCUGCUGGGAGUCUUGGGAAACGUGCUGGUGAUGUGGAUUGCCCGAAGAGAAAUGAAGAAGACGGUUAGCAUGAUGUGGCUGUUAAACCUAUCGGUGGCUGACUUCAUUUUCACUGCCAUGUUGCCCUUUUCCAUUGUUCAACUAGCUCUCAAGACCCAUUGGCCAUUUGGAAACUUCAUGUGCAAGCUCGUCAGUUUCACAAAUCACCUGAACAUGUUUGCAAGUGUCUUUGUCCUGUCUGUGAUCAGCCUGGACAGGUGUAUCUCAGUCAUGUUGCCUGUUUGGUCUCAGAACCAUCGAACUGUUAAGUUUGCCAAAGGGGUCUCUCUGGUCGUGUGGAUAUUGGCAAUAGGAGCCAGUGUUCCCUUCUUCCUAGUCCGUGAAACUGAAGAAGACACACUCAUAGGAAAGACCUAUUGCUUCUACAGCCUGGACCUCGACCACCUGACAGCUUUAAUAGUGAUCAGGUUCUUUCUGGCCUUCCUUAUCCCUUUCUUUACCAUUGCUACGUGCUACAGCAUCAUCGCAGUCAAAGUCAGACGCAGGUGGAAAAAGACCUCCGGCAAAUCAUGCAAACUUGUCGCUAUGAUCAUACUGGCAUUCUUUAUUUGUUGGAUACCCUUCCAUGUGUUGACCAUUAUACAUGUUAUGUCGGAUGAGGAAUUUAGUGUCUGGUUGCCCACAGUCACCAGUCUGGCCUAUGCAAACAGUUGCAUCAACCCCAUCCUGUACGUAUUCACCGGCCAUGGGUCAGCCUUUCACUUCAAGAAAAGAAUCCAGAUGGCACUGAGAGCAUUGCAUGAGGAGUUAAGUUACAGUGGAUCCAAGUCUGAGACUAGGCCGAGCAGAGGCACUGUCUAAUAGUGGUCCCGAUGAAGAUGAUCAGUUUUGUUGACAUACUGUGCUAUCCUCUCUUUGAUGCACCAGUACACAUCUCACUUCUACUCAAU